Molecule: messenger RNA, 2707 nt
Organism: Nelumbo nucifera (sacred lotus)
Lineage: Eukaryota; Viridiplantae; Streptophyta; Magnoliopsida; Proteales; Nelumbonaceae
Product: glucose-1-phosphate adenylyltransferase large subunit 1-like
Biological process (GO): glycogen biosynthetic process
Molecular function (GO): glucose-1-phosphate adenylyltransferase activity
Source: RefSeq, a predicted model, not a curated record
UUCCAAAAUCUGAAAACUAUAUUUGACGAAAAGAAAUUAGUUCAAUUCUCUGUAUGUUUUUUUUUUCCCCUUUUUUUAUGUCUUUUUUCUUUAAAAAAUCUUGGUCGAAAUAGACAGGUGUUGGGCUUUAAAUGAGAUCCCCAGAUGCCAUAUAGGUAUUGUGGAACCCAGAGAGAGGGAGCAACAUUCUUCAGUUACCAACAGCGGUGGAGUCACACAGAGACAGAGAGAAGAUCAAUCGUGCAAUUACAUUUAUAUAUAUAUAUAUAAACUAUUGCAGGAAUUCUCGUGACGACUCAGCCCAAUAAAACCAACCUCUCCUACCAUCAUUCUCGCAUCUUGUCCUUCUUUAUCUGCCUUUUCUGCAUACUAAAAGCAAACUGAUCAUGUUUCCUAAAUACCCAUUUCUCUUCUCCUAAAGUUUGGUGAUUAGACUUCUACAAUUUUGUCUUCGAAUAUCUACAUAUCUCAGUCUUUCACUUAUUUAUUAUUUUUUAUCUGGGUUUUUCAAGUUUUGUAUUAUUUAAGACUCCGGUUCUCUUAAGAUCUUCUGGUGUUUCAAUUGCUACUCGAUACCUUCUGUUGUUUGUGUCGGGAUUCCAUUUUCCUGGGAUAUGGACUCAGUGCUCUUUCUUUGAGCUUUAUCAAAUUGAUUCCUUCAUCUGGAGUAAUUGUUUUGUAGCCUUGUAGAGUUGAAGUAGCAGUGAAGCUACUACUAUAAUGGAUUGUUGUUGUGCGACCUUGAAUCCCAAUGCCCAUCCCGUACAAGUUAGAAAAGGGCUUAUUACGGAUGGAAAUAAUGCUUUUUGGGGCGAGAGACUCAGGGGGAGUCUGAAGAACGGGGUAAUGCGUACCAAGUUGGCGAAGAGUUUGAGAGCUGAUAACGGAGGCGGAAAAAUCAAAACUGGUGUUGCUUUCUCUGUUCUUACAGAUGUCAAUAACGACACUGUGACUGAGACCAUCCAAGCACCACUACUUGGGAGGCAGAUAGCAGACCCAAAGAAUGUCGCUUCAAUCAUAUUGGGUGGAGGUGCUGGAACUCGCCUCUUUCCUUUGACCAGCAGAAGAGCAAAGCCCGCUGUUCCUAUUGGAGGUUGUUACAGGCUUAUUGAUGUUCCCACGAGCAAUUGCAUUAAUAGUGGCUUAGACAAGAUAUUCAUAAUGACCCAGUUUAACUCUGCUUCUCUCAACCGGCACCUUGCUCGCACAUAUAAUUUUGGAAAUGGUGUGAAUUUUGGAGAUGGUUUUGUAGAGGUUCUGGCGGCCACUCAAACACCAGAAACAGGAAUGAGGUGGUUCCAAGGAACAGCUGAUGCUGUGAGGCAAUUCACAUGGGUCUUUGAGGAUGCUAAGAACAAGCAUAUUGAAAAUAUAUUGAUCCUAUCUGGUGAUCAUCUUUAUCGGAUGGACUACAUGGACUUUGUUCAGAAGCAUGUUGAUACAAAUGCUGAUAUUACAGUCUCAUGUGUACCAAUGGAUGAUAGCCGUGCAUCGGAUUAUGGAUUGAUGAAGAUCGACAAGACAGGCCACAUCAUCCAUUUUUCUGAGAAACCAAAGGGUAUUGACCUUAAAGCAAUGCAAGUCGAUACCGCUUUUCUUGGGUUGUCUCAAGAAGAAUCCAUCAAAUAUCCUUACAUUGCAUCAAUGGGAGUUUAUGUAUUCAGAACAGAGGUUUUGCUAAAGCUUCUAAGGUGGAGGUAUCCCACAUGCAAUGACUUUGGAUCUGAAAUCAUUCCAGCUGCUGUGAAGGAGCACAAUGUCCAGGCGUAUCUGUUUAAUGACUACUGGGAGGACAUUGGAACAAUCAAGUCUUUCUUUGAUGCUAAUUUAGCCUUGACCGAACAGCCACCCAAGUUUGAGUUCUAUGACCCCAAAACACUAUUCUUUACGUCUCCUAGAUUCUUACCACCUACCAAAGUUGACAAAUGCCGGAUUGUUAAUGCAAUAAUUUCACAUGGGUGCUUCUUGCGGGAAUGUAGUGUUCAACACUCCGUAGUGGGUGUGCGAUCACGUUUGGAGUAUGGUGUCGAGCUUAUGGAUACUAUGAUGAUGGGUGCAGACUAUUAUCAAACUGAAUCUGAAAUCGCAUCCCUGCUGGCUGAGGGGAAAGUUCCAAUUGGUGUCGGACAAAAUACCAAAAUCAGGAACUGCAUAAUUGACAAGAAUGCGAAGAUAGGAAGAGAUGUGGUAAUAGAAAAUAAAGAUAAUGUUCAAGAAGCAGACCGACCAGAUGAAGGAUUUUACAUUAGGUCUGGAAUCGUAGUUAUACUGAAGAAUGCAACAAUUAAAGACGGAACCAUCAUAUAGUAUUAAAUACAUCCGUGGGACAAAGAGCUUUGGAUGGAUUGCAAGAAAUACUGAUUCUGUGGUUACUGGAGAAGCUGAGAUCGUGGGGGCUGGCGGGGCUGUAGGCGUUUCCUUGUUCAUAAUAACAAGUAUGUACUGCCUUUGCUCGUGUAUGUAAAUUAGCUCCUUUUUCUUCUGCUAGAGCCAAUAGAGUUUGCUAGUUGAGAAAUGCUCCUAAAUAAGUGAACAGGCUAUAAGGUUGUCUGGUUUGUAUGGGAGUCCAUUCAGUGGGUACAGAGCUGAAUCACUGAGUUUUGGAUUAGUUACAAGUAAUAAUGCGGCCAUUGGCAAUGUAUGACAUCUGUAUUAAUUCACAGCAAAUGAAUAAUUAGUUAGGCAAGAUUCAGCCAUCGACUUACAA